Molecule: messenger RNA, 1738 nt
Organism: Bolinopsis microptera
Lineage: Eukaryota; Metazoa; Ctenophora; Tentaculata; Lobata; Bolinopsidae
Product: zinc finger protein 771-like
Exons: 5
Coding region: 343-1614 (423 amino acids)
Biological process (GO): regulation of DNA-templated transcription
Molecular function (GO): DNA-binding transcription factor activity, RNA polymerase II-specific; RNA polymerase II cis-regulatory region sequence-specific DNA binding
Source: RefSeq, a predicted model, not a curated record
AGAUGAGAUGUUGCUGAAUCGGUAUGAAGAUGGAUCGAUAAAACUGGAGGAAUUUGUUAAGGCUGAUCCCAGAUACCCCUCUGACAGUGAUACGGACAGUGCUCCUGAAACGAGGAACAAGAAUGUAAAUGGUGAAUCGGAUUUUGCAGAAUGUACAGACGAACGAAAAGUUAACCAGUACUCUGUUAACGAAGAAGCUGAUGCUCCUGAAGUAGAGGAUCUAGAGAUUUUCCUACACUCAGAACCUGAGUCUGUACCAGCAUUGAAAGAUCUAUUUGUCAACAAGAAUUUAACUUCUCAUCUCGGAGAAGGUCCUGUAGAUAUGCUAACAUAGACUCUCUUAUGCCGGAUGAGGAGUACUAUAAAAUUACUUGUGAGACUUAUCCUGGUGGCUGGGAGAAAUUCGUGGAGGACAUGGAGAACGGAGAGUCCUCAGAUGAGGAGAUCGAGAGAAUUGAGCUGCCCCCUGAUCUCUACAAUGAACUUAUAUCAGACAAGAGUAAUGUUGUAACUGACGAUGAUGAGGAACGGUUUAAGUUUGGUAGAAUAAACAAGGAUCAAACAGAUACUUGUCUUGAUCGAGCACUUGAGUUGUAUGAUAACUAUCAUAACAUGACGCAUGACGAGUAUAACAAAAAGGUGAAGACGGUUCUCAAAGACAGGGAUAGGAUUAUCGUUCUAGAUGAUGAUGGUGACAACACCAGAGGAAGUACUAACAAAAGUAACAUACCACAAACCAAAGACUGUGUCAGAAAACCUGAAUCUGAUGACAACUUACCUUCUUGUAGCGGUGUACACCACGAUCUAGAACAUGGUCAACAACAUCAUUGCACUGCAACCGGUUGUCUGAAGCUGUUUAAGACGCAGCUAGAGCUGGAGACACACAAAUGUGGGACGACUCGAGAAGUAUCAAGAAAGGGGAAAGAGAAAGUACACAAGUGUGACACGUGCGGGAACAUGUUUGGUUGGAGGAAUAGUCUAACAAAACACAUUAGAACAGUACACGAUAAAGUAGCGAGACUCACCUGUCCUUACUGUCAAUAUAGGACUGAUCAUCAGCACCACCUCACCCAACAUAUUUUAACACACACGGGGGAUAAGCAGUACAGGUGUACACAUUGUGACUAUACCACUGUUCAGAAAAAUACCCUCACUACUCACAUCUACCGUAACCACACAAACAAGACACACAAUUGUCAGUAUCAUGAGUGUGGUGUUAAGAAAUCCUCUGAACAGGAACUAUAUGAUCAUAUCAGUUUAGAGCAUGCACUACAACAAUACAGAUGUGAUGUGUGUCCUAUGUCUUUCAAAAAACCUGAUGGUCUUAAGAAACACAAGCUGACACACGGCGAUGAUGAGUUCAAGUUCAAGUGUAGGUAUUGUGGGAGACGGUUUCUGCGAGCAGACAACCUAAAAAGACAUACUGUGAUACACACCGGAGAGAGAGCACACAAGUGUGGUGUGUGUGGUAAGCAGUUUACUAGAAACAGUAAUCUCACAGUGCAUAUGAGAGUUCACACAGGAGCAAAACCCUACUCCUGUACUCACUGUGGUAUGAAAUUUAAUGUAAGUAGUGCAAAAAACAGACAUGAAAGUAGCUGUAAAUAUAAAUAACAUUAUAAUAUAAUAUUGUUUGUCUCAAACUUUAUUCGAAUACAUUUGCUGAAUAAGGAAAGUGUAGAUGCCGAUUGCCGACUCCUUUUUAAAUUUGCCGAACUGCCCAGUUGUAUCAAUUGUA